AUGUACUCAAACUCGUCAGCUCAUGGCCUGCCAUCAUGGCAGGCACAGCCUCCGUACCAGACGACCCAGAAUGCUUACAUUCAAGUUCCAGCUCGUCAAGCCUUCAGUGCAACUGCGCCUCUUCCUCCACCGCCGAACUACUACCCGCCUCCGCAGUACAUGCCUUCACCUUCACCUUCAACAAACACUGUCGCGGGACCUGCCUCAUCAGCCCCACCUGCGAAAAAGAAAAUGAAUUGGUCUCCAGAAGUUCGUGACUAUGUCAACCGAUCAUUUGCCCAGGCUGCCGCCGUUCCUGGAAUCAGCAAAGCGGAGGUUGAAGCCAAGCUCAGGGAUAUAAUCACAGAGGCCACACAAAGCGGAACACUAGACACAAUCAACUGGAAAGAGGUCCCGCUACCGCAGCAGAUAAUCCUGGAGGAACGAAAUCGUGCUGUUCUUGCCCCUGUUCCCCCUCCAUCCUAUGUUCCGUUUGUACCUGUUGCAGCUCCAACUCCGGCCACAAAUCCGCCACAUCCUGACGCUCCACGUAAGCGCAAGUCUACCGAAAUGUCUAAAGAUAGCGUUGAGGGCACUGCGGUACCACCAUGGAGAGCCAACGCGCAACCGCUUGCAGACCGGAUUUCAUUUUCUUCUUCUGACAAGCGGCCCAAGCUCGACAUGAGCACCUCCGUAAGUAAAACAAACGCAAGUUUGGAAUCCCGCAGACGACGGUUUGAGGACUCGCGUGCCGGAUCAAACUCUCCACGUACACAAGAAUCAUCUCGCGGAGCCUCACCAGAUGCGAAAAUGACUGGGCCGAUCGUGGGUCGGUCACAAAAGCUUGAGAAAAACUACUUCCGAUUGACUUCUGCACCAAAUCCUGAUGAUGUUCGGCCUCUGGAGGUUUUGCGCAAGACGCUGGAACUACUCAAGAAGAAGUGGCGCAGUGACGGCAACUACGCCUACAUCUGCGACCAGUUUAAGUCACUGCGGCAAGAUCUGACCGUGCAACACAUCAAAAAUGAAUUCACCACGAGCGUUUAUGAAUAUCAUGCACGAAUCGCACUGGAAAAGGGUGACCUGGGUGAGUAUAACCAGUGCCAGACUCAACUUCGGGAGUUGUACAAACAGAAUCUUGGCGGUCACCCUGUGGAGUUCAAGGCAUACCGUAUCCUCUAUUUCAUCCACACCUGCAACCAGACUGACAUGAAUGACGUGCUCUCUGAUCUAACCCCCGCAGACAAGAAAGAACCGGCCAUCAAACAUGCUCUGGAGGUACGCUCUGCCCUUGCACUAGGAAAUUAUCACAAGUUCUUCAAGCUAUAUCUUACUGUCCCGGACAUGGGUGCGUACUUGAUGGAUAUGUUUGUAGAACGCGAGCGACUCGCAGCGUUGGCCUGUUUGUGCAAAGCUUACAAACCUGAUGUACGGUUGCGUUUUGUGACCGAAGAACUUGGGUUCGAAUCGGAUGAAGAGGCCUGCCAGUUCAUCCUAGAUCAUGUUCCAGAAGAAUCAUCGCCACAGUUGUUGGAAGAACGUGACGGGGAUGUUCGCUUCCUGACCGGCAAGGUGGGAUCGAUUUUCCAGAUCGCCAAAAACCGAGCAUUCGGGCAGGUCGACAUCAAGGGUCAGAUUUGA
This is a messenger RNA of Exophiala dermatitidis NIH/UT8656, 1620 nucleotides long. RefSeq lists its product as uncharacterized. Gene Ontology annotation, cellular component: nucleus. The transcript has 2 exons. The coding region runs from base 1 to 1620 and encodes 539 amino acids. Lineage: Eukaryota; Fungi; Ascomycota; Eurotiomycetes; Chaetothyriales; Herpotrichiellaceae. The record is from RefSeq and is a predicted model, not a curated record.